Molecule: messenger RNA, 757 nt
Organism: Magnolia sinica
Lineage: Eukaryota; Viridiplantae; Streptophyta; Magnoliopsida; Magnoliales; Magnoliaceae
Exons: 4
Coding region: 178-603 (141 amino acids)
Source: RefSeq, a predicted model, not a curated record
UAUUACAAAUAAGGAUCAUAUUGUUGUGAGAGAUGGUCCUGCCCCCCAGGUAUCCCUAUGGAGGAUUGGAGGGCCUUCGUGGAUUAAUGUACCACCGAGGAAUUCAAGAGGGUAAGCAUAAGGAAUAAAGUCAAUCGGGCUAAGCUAAAAGGACCUGCGUGUCUUGGGAGGCACAGCAUGGCUGUUACUCGCUAUAAGAUGGCGAUGGAGAAGAAUCUUACCUCUGAUGUCAAGAUAGGUAGAUGUGAAGUCUUCUUAAGAGCCCAUACAAGAAAGGACAAAGUUGUCCAGUAUCCUGACCUUGUUGAAAAACUAGAUGAGCUCUAUAGUAGCAAUCCUGCUUCUAGGAUGACCGACAUGGAUGAUGCCCUUACAGAGUUGGUUGGUUCUGAUAAUAGAGGGCGAAUGCAGGGUCUAGGUUGCUCAAUAAGCAAGGUAGGACUGAAGAAGUCAACCCCUGCUCGUUCGAAGGUAGAGAAUGUGACAAAAGAAAAAGAGAGCGUAACUCAAGAGUUAUCUCAGGUGAAGAAAAAAUUGGAUGGUAUGACUCAAGAUAUAGUUGAGAUGAAGAAAAUAUUGGUGGAUAUGCAGAAAGAGAGAUAGUAUACUCAAAAUCUCUCAUCACCAACCGUCGCUAAAUCUACUCAGGCAUCGUCAGUAUGCAAGUAUAAAUUUUUUACUGUAUUGAGCUUACAAUUAUAUUAUAAACGCUAACAAUACCAAUGCCAUUUUAUGUGUAAAUGUAGCUGGAUAUUAU